AUGAGCCCCAGGAGGAGAAACACAGCCCGGGGUGUGAUCACCUUCCACACACCUUUUCCUGUCAGCCUGUUGAAGUCACAGGAGUUCGCGUCAGAUGUGAAGGACGCUACAGAGAGCAGAAAGAGUCCGUCUCAGCCGAGUGCGAGGCCGAGGAGCGCCGCUAAAUCUGUAAGAGCGUGGAACAGGGAUGAGGCCUCAACGUGUGGGCCACGGCCGUGUGCCAAACAGGACUGGCUCUCUCACACCUCCCUCAGACGACUGCAGGCAAAGUUGGAGGCUGAAAACCAACGGGCCGAAGAAAUCAUCCAACCUUUAUUGAAUACGGAAAAUGGUUUUGUGAAGGAGUUGGAGAAGUUUCUGAGCCAACGGGAUGUGACCGAGCUGAGGAGGAGGGAACUGCAGCACAAGCGCUGGACUGAGCGUGUAUGGUUUCCCUUUCAGAGGAGGCUGGAGGAACAAGUGUCCAGCUGUAGCCCGGUGGAGACCAAGAGGCGCCAGAGGUUAUACAGUCACUACCUCCAUCACUGCAACACCAAGGGUUUUGUGUUUCUAGAAACCUAUGAUCUAAGGGAAUACAAUCCUUUUCUUCUCAGCAUCAAACAGCCACACUACUUCAAGCUCAGUCCAGCUGACUUUAAGGACCCAUUGUACCUUCAGAUACAUGAAAUGCCGAAGGAAACGAGAACAGUCCGUUCUAGUGAAGCAGGAUGUAAGAACAAACUACCUCAGAGUGAUCGUCCUCAUCGCGAGUCUGUGUCAUUUCAAGCCGACACACUCCUACAGGCCUCAUCUAAUUAUCCAGUCUCUGCAUCUGGGAAAACUCCAGUGAAGGAUGAGGCUGAGGGAAGGAAGCCCAGCAGGCUCGACACCAUACCACACCACAUCAGAGUAACUGCCACACCAGAUGGAAGGUGCCAUCAGACCGGCUGCUGGCUCUCCAGAUGCGGAGGUCGGCAACAGCCAGCAAGUUCACAGCAACUUCAGGCUACAUCCAAAUAAAAUCCAUACUUACCAUAAAUCAUCACCUCUGUUCCCUUCUGACUACCUCACAGUUUACCAUGUACUAUACUUGAGAGCGUUAUUGUGUAGAACUACAGGAAAC
Messenger RNA from Morone saxatilis (striped sea-bass), 1102 nucleotides. RefSeq names its product family with sequence similarity 228 member A (gene fam228a). The transcript has 8 exons. The record is from RefSeq and is a predicted model, not a curated record. The coding region runs from base 1 to 999 and encodes 332 amino acids. NCBI's taxonomy places the organism in Eukaryota, Metazoa, Chordata, Actinopteri, Moronidae.